This is a messenger RNA of Mugil cephalus (flathead mullet), 1854 nucleotides long. RefSeq names its product CDKN2A interacting protein. Gene Ontology annotation, cellular component: nucleolus; nucleoplasm. Lineage: Eukaryota; Metazoa; Chordata; Actinopteri; Mugiliformes; Mugilidae. The transcript has 4 exons. Bases 140 to 1120 code for a protein of 326 amino acids. The record is from RefSeq and is a predicted model, not a curated record.
AGAGCGAUAACCUUUCGCUGCCGUUACUCUGAUGGGAAAUGUAGUUUUUCUCACCACAAUGCAGAGUCGCCGCUCUGUGCGUCAUCAGUCGGUCAUGUAGCUAGCUAGCAACAAGACAUCGCAACGGAGAGAGCUUGGGAUGGCGGGGGAGAGGAGCGAAGAGGACACAGUUUCAGAGUACCUGGACCAGAACCCGCAGCUGGCCCAGUGGGUCGAGACGUUCAGGGGCUACUGCGAGACCAACAAACAGUGGUGUGCCCGGAGAGAGUUCAUCCUGAGAAACAUGGAGGCUUUUCCCACCGUGGAGCCGGGGAUGAGCAGCAGCAGCAGCAGCAGCAACAACAGUCUGGACAGGCUCCUGUCUCUGUCCAUGGUGUGGGCUAAUCACAUUUUCCUCGGCUGCAGCUAUCCGCAGGCUGUAAUGGAGAAGAUUAAUGAGAUGGGCGAGGGGAUAGUUGUCCCAGAUGCUCCAGUUCACAAAACCUUAAAAGAACUCAUGGCCAGAGGAAAGCGAAGUGCCACAUCAGAGGGCGACGCCGACGGCUGUGUGAAAAGAGCCAAAUGCGGCGGGGCUAACGAGGCCGACUGUCGACCCCCCGGGAGGACGUCCGCCUGGUCCGCCGGUCAGAAGUGGGGCCCCCCUCCGCAGGCCCCCGCCGACCACCAGCCCUUCUUCAACCGCCUCUACAAGGCCGUGGCGUGGAAGCUGGUGUCGGCGGGCGGCUUCGGGCCCAACCUGGACCACUUCGAGAUCCUGCGCAGCUGCGUGGAGUCCUGUAAACAGACCCUGACGUGCGUGUUCGUGCCGCUGAAGGACAUCACGGGCCUCCCCGAGGGCCGCACGCAGAAGGAAGGCCACGUGUGCGAGAUCCGCUGUCAGACUGUCUACAUGGGCACGGGCUACGGCCGCGACGAGUCCGCCGCCAAGGCCAUGGCUUCCAAGGAAGCCCUGAAAGUGUUUCAGGGGCGGAAAGUGACUGUGAAGAUCUGCAGGCGGAGGUACAAAGGGAGAGAUGUGGAGGAUUUGGUGCUGCUGGACGAGCAGCCUCGGAGUCAGGGCUUCCCUCCUGCGCUCAGCUACCCUUUCCAGGACGAGGAGCUGGGAGACGGUUCUUCGUAGAGACGAAGGCGACGGUGACUCGCUUUCAUUCGAUGGAACUACUGAAGGCGUUCAGGACUGUGUCGGGACCAGACUGUUAUGCAGCUGACCAUCAUUGCUGAAGCUGAAAUUCAUAAUUAACCAUCAUGAUGCACUUCUCACAGUACGUUAAUAUCAUAAUACAGAUGAUACAACGGGGCAAAAAAAUCUCCAAAAGACGGGAAAACGUGGUCCUAGAUGUGCAAAAGAAACUCACUCCUGUAUUAACAUUUUCAGUUAAAGUGUGCAGAGAUCGUGCCAACGUUUAAAAGUAAAACUACAAACAUAUUGAAUUAUUUUGAUGUUUGUUCCAUUAAUAUAAAGAGUCUCCUGACUGUCGCCUGAAAACCUCCUUCAUUCCUGUCGUGAUCUCGAUGGGACUGUGGUCACAGCUACAGUUGGAUUUAUUUUGUCCAGACUCUACUAAAAGUGAUUUGUUUUAGAUUCUAACUGACGACUUAAAGUCACCGAUAACUUGGUUAGUCAGAACUGAGUCAGGUUUUUUUAAUAAUCUGUAUCGUCUCUGCUGAUUUGAGAGCAUAAAAAUAGCAGCAACACGAAGAACUAAACACAGAUAAUAUUCUGUCAUUUAAUUUUUCUCAACUUUUUCAAUUUAUACCUGAUAAUCCUUAAAUGUCACCAUUUAUUUUUCUGUCUGAAGUUAUACGGUGCCACUUCGUUCUUUCUUAGCCAUAAAAAAAAAGUUUUAAAGUUUA